CAAUCUGAGCCAGCCCAGGUAACCAGGCUCAUGAAAACAUUGUUAGUAAAAAUAGGAGCCGACAUUUAACAAGGAUAGUGUUUCAUAUUUUUACUGUAAGCUAUAUUCCCAGUUGUAAAAAUUGAUAACUACUUUCAGCAAACAGAUUGGUGUUUCUUCAGUUAAGUAAUGAACGUGUGGUGGCAUGUACGAUCCAAAUGAUAAAGGACUGGUGUACUAUUAUGAGCCAUCUAAACAGCAUCAUUUUCUUUCUGGGUAUGGAAAAGAGAGGGAGAAUGACUUUGGCUAUUCAAGUAUUACGCUAGCCGAAGGCAGUCUAUUUAAUAUGUGUUUGAAAUAUAUCAUGGUAAACAUGAACUUGCUGGAUUCAUUAAUUGGGUUUCCAGAGGUUGUUGCAAAACAAAUGCUUGAUUUCAUGAUUGACCAAAAGUUUUUCCAAAUUCAAGAAAUUUUGUUUAAAGUACCAUCGUCAACUGAACAUUUUCAUUGUCGAACUUUAAAGCUGUUUAAUGAUGCAUAUGGUUCUUUGUUUCUUGAAAGUUUGUCACUGGCUGUUUUAAAAGACCAGGUCAAGUUGAAUUUAAAUCCUCUUUUGAGUUGCUUUACAAAUAUUAAAGAGCUGGAUUUAAGCAAUGUUGGACUUACUGCUGAUGAUGUUAGAAUUUUUCCACAAUUUCAUAGUUUAGAAAAAUUAAUUCUCAAAAACACCAAUUUAACAGAUCAAACGAUUAACAAACUGACCGUUCCAUAUCGAAUGUAUAAAGAAAAGUCUGAAAAACUCAAAAUUCUUGACUUGCAAGGAAAUCCAAUAUCAAACAGAUGUCUUGAACUGGUGGUAGUAUUUCCAAAAUUGCAAAUUUUAAACUUAUCAGAUAGCAAUGUACAGAUGAAAUUUGAACUGGUGUAUGAACUAAAGCAGUUUGGUUGGCAGUUAUUGACCAAACAACCGGAAUAUGACAAGGUGGUUAAUAAAGGCUGGGCUGCGCCAAUUGUAGAGCAAGUAUUACAUGAAGCACAACUAAAAUCAUCCUCAUCUGCAAGCAAAGCGUCUUUAUUUUAUAAGAAAGCCACAACCAAUCCAAAGAAAGAAUGCAAAUUAAACGAGAAACAUUUGGUCUUAGUGCGUUCGAGAUGCGUGGGUGAUAUGGCAGAUUUUAACAGAGAUCUUUUGAAACAAAUUCCAAGCUACGAUACGUCGGCGUUAGAUAAGAAUAAAAAAAAAGUUCAUUCUUCAACUCGUGCGUUGAAAAAUAACUCUUUUCCUAAUAUCACCACACAGGGUCAAGAAAAACGUAAAUUUUUAUCUCUUAUCGAUUCUUCAGAUGAGGAAACUGAAGAUAUAUGCGAACAAUAUGCACAGGGAAGUAUACAGACGAAAAAGAAGAGGACUUUGUUGGAUGGUUUAGAUGCCAGUACAUGAUAGGUUUGGGGAAAGUGUUGAUAAGCAGUUAUUUUUUGUUAGCAGGCUAAUAUAUAUACUGUAAUGGAAGAAACUAACGAAUGGCUUUUUUCGGGAAAUUUGGUAGAUUUUAGAAAAACACAUUGUGAUGAUCAGAAUGAGCUAAAACAUCAGAAGAAUUAUUUCUCUGUAAAUUAUUUAAAUUUGACCCUGUAUUUGCAGUAUCAACAUAAAACUAGUUCUAAAACUACAAAAAACUCUUUUUUUGCGGAAAAUUAGUUUCGCAAAUGAAAAGCGUAUUUUAGAAUUCACGAAAAUUGUUAAACGCGAUAGAUUUCGCCAUAAACCUCUACCGCUAAUAGAUUACAUAGCAGUAUUUCAGCCUUGCUCUCACGCAGAAGUGCGCAGUCCAGCGUAUUGAAGUACCUUUUCACACUUGUUGAAUAUUUCCUUGAAUCUAAAAGGUAUAACAUUUGAUGAGAAUUUAUUCGUCCAUUAGGUUUGAUCGGAAUCUUAUGUUUUCUUCUACUGCAUUUGUUAAUUCGAAUGUAAGUAUUUUUUUCUACAAUGAAGAUAUGUGAUUUUAGUUAGUGUAUAAUUUGGAAUGUUUUAUGUAAGUAGUAGUAUUAUUUGGAAUAUUUUUCACAGGCAACUUCGUAGAAAAUGCCACGGGUGUUGCCUGCCCUUUACAUAUCGCAUUUCGUGUUUCUGUAACAGACGGGCAAACAGACAGACGACGGCCAUUAUUAUAGAAAUGAAACAGCUUCUGGCAUCUUAAAUUCACACUUGUUAUGACGAUAUUGUCAUAAGUUUUUUAUUGUUUACACAGAAUUAAUUACCUUACCGCUUAAGUGUUGUCUAAUUUGUUUGAGUAGACUAUCAACAGUAAGAAACUUACUAAAAGAAAUAUUCGCGUAGCACAGAAUUUUAGGGUGAAGUAAUGUGAGCGCUUUAAAAGAUUUCGAGUUAAAAAAAAAUAACCUCCCUAUUACUCUCGCAUCUUUGGAUGAAAUUUUUCUUGAAAAUUAUGCUAUUUACGGAAUUUCAUUCUAUUUUCAUUUCAAAUUUUUUUUUCUGCGAAUUUUAAAGUUCUUUCAAGAUAGCCAUCAAUUUAGGUUUUCCUAGGUUAUAUUGAUGACUUUGUUCUUUGAGAAAAAUAAUAACACACGCUAAAUGUCCUCGGAAUAGAGCUCGCGAAAUUUAUUUUAAGCAAGUUUCACAAAUGCACAAUUUCCUAGUGUGCUC
Messenger RNA from Hydractinia symbiolongicarpus, 2644 nucleotides. Its product is annotated as leucine-rich repeat-containing protein 42-like. Bases 185 to 1420 code for a protein of 411 amino acids. NCBI's taxonomy places the organism in Eukaryota, Metazoa, Cnidaria, Hydrozoa, Anthoathecata, Hydractiniidae. The record is from RefSeq and is a predicted model, not a curated record. The transcript is spliced from 8 exons.